AUAAGAUUAAUCGGUCAACAGAUGUCCUUUUUUUUUUUUUGGAAAUAGGGCAAUGGAAGAUAUAUCCCUUAUCAGGGUGAUUAAACGAUCUCCAUUGUCAUUCUGGCGGAACACAAUGGAAUGUACAAGAAAUUUCACUCCGACUAAACCUCAUUUCUUCCAACCUCUUUUACCAGGUUUCCACCGCGAGCUUUCAAUUCCUGUCUAUUUUCACAAGUACUACUUAAAUGGACAAAAGUGUGAGACUGCUGUGCUGAGAAGCUGGGGUGGGAGAACUUGGCCGGUGAGGAUUGAGGGUCGGACAUUCAAAGAUGGCUGGGAAAAUUUUGUUCGAGAUCAUGAUUUGGAGGUUGGCUAUUUCUUGGUGUUUAAACUUGAAGAAGGGAACAGGGUGUUCGAUGUUAUGGUUUUUGACACAAGCAGCUGCCAGAGAGAAUAUCCUCACUUUGUUACAAAAAUAACAAAAGAAGAAAACCAAAGUUCAGAGGAGGAAGAAGAUGCAAAAGAAACGGCCAGACAGUCUACUAAGAAAAGGAAAGUCAGUGCUUUCAAGCCUGAAGACAAUUAUUUUUGUUUAACUCUAAGGCCUCAUCACUUCGAAAGGUUUAGAUUGUUGGUUCCUACUCAGUUUGCAAGGUCUAGUGGACUGAGCAACAGCGCUCGUGAGGCAAUGAUUUUAGAUAAACAAGGCAGAUCAUGGACAGCAAAUUUAUGGCGCAGGAAGAAUGGACAAGUUUAUAUCUCCCGUGGUUGCAGAGACUUGUGCAUUGCAAAUGGCGUCAAGAUCGGGGAUUCUGUCAAGUUUGAGCUUGUUAAGAAAGGGAAGAGGCCUGAAUUUAAGUUUGAGAGGUUGCAUAUGAAUUCAAAGGCAAAGCCACGACCAACCAAUCCGAAUUCAGAAGCUGGUUCUUCCAAAUACAAAGCUUGUAAGAUGAGAAGAUAGGGAUUAUAGAAGUCGUUAACUCAGGGCAGUUGUGUGACCACAAGUGAAGAAGUUGCUCUCAAAGUCCUUUUGUCUACGACAUAAGCAGUGUUGAUUGCUGUCCUGAAAUCUUGGACAAGACUAGGAAAUCUUUUGUUUUGGCUUUACAUUUCUUGUCCUAUGAUCUUGUGAAGAAGUAAUAUAUUAGAGGGUUAUCCUUUCUUCUUCUAAGCAUUUGCAUUCAACUCAUUUUCCUUUUCUUUCCAAUUCAAUAAGAAAAAUGUGUUUUGCAG
This is a messenger RNA of Rubroshorea leprosula, 1215 nucleotides long. The record is from the annotation of a GenBank genome assembly. Lineage: Eukaryota; Viridiplantae; Streptophyta; Magnoliopsida; Malvales; Dipterocarpaceae.